AUGGAACGCCCCGCGGUGAACACGGUAAACAUGUCCCACAGGGGAAACACGGAAAAGUUGUCCAACGCGCCGAAUAGCGUCCCCUACACCUUCGAGCACUCCAGAAACCUGGGCAAUAAAAUCCUCAAGCCCAUACGCCAGGAAAAAAUCGUCAGAGUGCCCGUGACCCAGUAUGUUGAAAAAAUAAUAGAGAAGGAAGAAAUCAAAUUCGUCAACAAAUACGUAGAUGUCAUAAAACCAAUAAUUACCUACAAAACGAAGCACAUUUCUAAGCCAAUCUAUUUAGACAAAAUUAAGUAUGAGCCCAAGCUGAUAGAGAAGGAGAAAAUUAUACAUAUCCCCAAAAUAGAGUACAGAAAUAAAAUUGUAGAAAUACCUGUGUAUCUUCAUAAGGAAAAUAUCAUAGAGAAAAAAGUACCCCUAAUAAUUGAGCGCGUUCUUCCUGUCCUGAAGGUGAAAAAAAUGGAGAAGGAGGUUCUCACAGAUGUUGUCGAUAUUCCUUCAAUCUGCGAAAUGGAUAAAAGAGAGAUAAAUAUAAAUAGUAGUACCAAACAUGAAUACAAAGAAACUCUGAUGAUCCCUCAGAUCGCAAGGGAAAACUCCAACAGAAAUAACUUUUACGCAGUAAAAGAAGCGACCGAAAGCCAAGACAUGUACAAUAAGGAAACGUACAGAAAUGUGGAGUCCCGAAAUGAUAUUUCUUCUUCCCCUGCUGUAUAUUCUCCAGUGAAAAUGUCCCCGUCUAUUCAAGUGGAGAAAUUUAAAGGACGCCACGACAGAAGCGGCUCUGUCGGCAGCAGCAUAUCUGAUGAAAAUUCCCGUGGGGGAAAACUGCAGCAUAAAAAUGAAACCAUGUAUAAUGACGCCACGAAUGAGGAAGAUGAAGAAGUUGACAACUACGUAGACUCCGCGGGAAAUGUGGAAGGAAUGUCCAACGAGGAAUAUUUAUCCAUCGGACAGGGAUUACACAGUUCUCAAGGUGUACACAACGGAGAAUCAAUCUCGAGCGAACAUGUCCAACGUAUAAUGCAAACUGGGCAUUACAGCGAAAACGAUAUGUAUAAAAAGUCUAACUUAACACAUGUCAGCAUACACCUGCCCACAACGAAGGAGGAGCUGCGUGAGGUUCUCCAGGGGAAUUCCGUCAAUGUAGGGGAGGGCAGUUAUGGUGUGUCUUUGAACCAGGCCACGGACACCAGGAGCAGCAGCAACCGAAUAGCUGGCAGUGGUGUAAGUAACCUACGAAGCGGUAACGACAGAUAUGCCUCAAAUAACCACCUCUUCACCUACGACAACGGAAUCAACGGAAUCAACGGAAUCAACGGAAUCAACGGAAACAACGGAAACAACAGAUACAACGAGUACGACAUGAACCAAAUGAUGAGCGAGCAGAUAAUCAGGGAGUCCUUUAACGACUCCAAAAGAGAUAUGUCUAAAUCAGUGGAAGGGGGCCUUGGCCAGGGGAGCUAUUACUCUAACGUGAAGAACCGCAUACAACCCCAGCUGCAGAAACUUUCCGUCCCAUCUAACAUGAACGCCUAUAAGGAAAACUACUCUUCUACGCAGAACGUGUGCAGGAAUGAGUCGGGUAGAACGCGGUCGAACUUUAUGCCCUCCUACGCGAACAGCAACGGACAGGCAAUUGUAUCCGUGCGUCCCGCCACCAUUUUGGAAUACGUCCCCAAGCAGAGGAAAACGAAGGGGCGCUUCUGCAACUUCAUAAACAAGUGUUGCGGCGACGAGUGA
Plasmodium knowlesi strain H is the source of this 1746-nucleotide messenger RNA. RefSeq names its product inner membrane complex protein 1i, putative. NCBI's taxonomy places the organism in Eukaryota, Apicomplexa, Aconoidasida, Haemosporida, Plasmodiidae. The record is from RefSeq and is a predicted model, not a curated record. The coding region runs from base 1 to 1746 and encodes 581 amino acids. The transcript has a single exon.